Messenger RNA from Alligator sinensis (Chinese alligator), 492 nucleotides. It is a transcript of the gene FAM162A, whose product is annotated as family with sequence similarity 162 member A. NCBI's taxonomy places the organism in Eukaryota, Metazoa, Chordata, Crocodylia, Alligatoridae. The annotation marks the transcript as partial. The record is from RefSeq and is a predicted model, not a curated record. Gene Ontology annotation, cellular component: mitochondrion. The transcript has 4 exons. Gene Ontology annotation, biological process: neuron apoptotic process; positive regulation of release of cytochrome c from mitochondria; cellular response to hypoxia.
UUGCGCCCGAGCAGGAGGGAGGGGUGGGGCAGGGCAGGGCAGGGGACAUUGGAGCCCGGCUCGGGCUCAGGAGCAGCUGUGCGGGAUCUUUUCCCCACCAUGUGGGGACUGCCCGGCAGAGUGAUGACUGUGUUGCAGAAGAAGGUUCCAGUGAGUCUGAGGCUGACCAAAGGGAUGGAUCUGAGGAUAAGGAGAGGAUUCUGUAGUAAAUCCCAGGAGGGGAUCAAUCAGAACUUGAAAGGUCAGCCCUCAUUCAAAGUUCCAGGACACAGGCCCACAGACUGGGACAAGAAGAUUCUCCUGUGGUCAGGCCGUUUCAAAAAAGCAGAGGAUAUACCAGAGACUGUCUCGUUCGAGAUGAUUGAUGCUGCAAGGGGCAAGUUACGUGUGAAGGUCAGCUACCUAAUGGUUGUCCUGACAGUACUGGGAUGCCUAGCAAUGGUCAUUCAAGGGAAGCAGGUGAGUAUUCAGAGCUGACUGGCAAAGUGGAGC